Messenger RNA from Dujonia railenensis, 1053 nucleotides. NCBI's taxonomy places the organism in Eukaryota, Fungi, Ascomycota, Pichiomycetes, Serinales, Debaryomycetaceae. The record is from the annotation of a GenBank genome assembly.
AUGUCCUUCUACACGCAUCCUUCACAACCUUUGACUUCACUCUACCAUAAGCCAGCUGUAAAACAGUCGUCAAAAAAUAAAUUGCUUUUGUUCAUUCCUGGGAAUCCUGGCCUUAUAGACUACUACACCACUUACUUGGAAAUUAUUCAAAAGCAAUACCCCAGUCUUGAAGUAUUAAACAUAUCUCAUGCAGGGUUCCAGACAACUGAUAAUUAUAUUUCAAAGGGAGAGAAUUCUCCGUUCGUAUUUUAUGACUUAAAUUACCAAAUUAACCAUAAGGUUGAAAUAAUUGAAGAAUUUGUAAAUGAGAAAUGGAAAAAGAAUGGUGGGGCUGGUACGGAGAAGAUCGAAUUAUUUUUUUUAUGCCAUUCAGUGGGUGCAUUCAUAUCACAAAGAGUCAUCAAGAGGCUCUUGGAAUUGCCGGAUAUCUCUAAAAAGAUAUCUAUAAAGUUUGUGGGGUUAAUUUGUCCAACCAUUCUUGAUAUAAAGAUUUCAUCUUCUGGGAAAAUAUUCACAAGACUCUUCUGGCUCUUACCCUUAAUUAAAGUGGUUUUAUUUUGGACCAGAUUUUUGAAAUGGAUUCUUACACCACAAAGGAUCAAGGGUAUCAUAAGAUACCAUCUUUCCAAGAAAAAGGUGGCCGGUAGUAGAGUAGACCCAGAUGCAACUGCAAACAUGGAAAAUUCCAUUAUUGCAACUUACAAUCUUGUUCUGUCGCAGAGAAUUAUCAGACAAGCAUUAACCCUUGCAGAAGAGGAAAUGGAAGAGAUCUCUCAACAUAAAUCUACAAAUGAUUUUUUCUUCAAAACUUUAACAAAUAGUGAAAACCGUGUAAAGAUAUGGUCUUUUUUUGCAGAUAAGGACUAUUGGGUUCAUGAUAAUACGAGGGAUUCGAUACUCUCUCAGUAUACUGAUCUAGAUAAUAAAAAUUUAAACUUUCAGCUUGGAGAAAAGUCGGGUAUCACACAUAGCUUCUGCGUUGACCAGAAUAAGGAGUUUGCCCUAAUUACAAUCAAUGCUUUGGAUAAGUUCUUUAACAAUCAAUUGGAUUAG